GGACAACGUCUACCGCGUGAGCCUGGAGCCCACCAGUGCUGGUGAGAUGCGCUACCACCGGAAGCUGACAUGGCGCUCGAACCAGCAUGACAUCAGCAUCUGCCGGAUGAAGGGGAAACACGAGUGCGGCACCAACGCCUUCAAUCCCGUCUGUGCCAACUACAGCAUGGACACGCUGGAGCCCAUCGGGGACAACAUCAGCGGCAUGGCCCGGUGUCCCUAUGACCCCAAGCACGCCAACGUGGCCCUCUUCACAGGGGGGAUGCUCUUCACCGCCACAGUGACAGACUUCCUGGCCAUCGAUGCCGUCAUCUACCGCAGCCUGGGGGACAGCCCGACCCUCCGCACUGUCAAACACGACUCCAAAUGGUUCAAAGAGCCCUACUUCGUGCACGCCGUGGAAUGGAGGAGCCACGUCUACUUCUUCUUCCGGGAGAUCGCCAUGGAGUUCAACUAUCUGGAGAAGGUGGUGGUGUCCCGGGUAGCCCGGGUGUGCAAGAACGACAUGGGGGGCUCGCAGCGGCAGUGGACCUCCUUCCUCAAGGCCCGGCUCAACUGCUCCGUGCCGGGCGACUCGCACUUCUACUUCAACGUCAUCCAAGCUGUGACGGACAUCUUGGAGCUGGACGGGCGCCCCGUGGUGCUGGCUGUCUUCUCCACGCCUGCCAACAGCAUCCCCGGCUCGGCCGUCUGCGCCUUUGACAUGACCCAAGUUGCCGCCGUCUUCGAGGGACGUUUCCGGGAGCAGAAAUCGCCCGAAUCCAUCUGGACACCCGUGCCCGAGGACAUGGUGCCAAAGCCCCG
This is a messenger RNA of Fulmarus glacialis (Northern fulmar), 804 nucleotides long. Its product is annotated as semaphorin-6B-like. The record is from RefSeq and is a predicted model, not a curated record. NCBI's taxonomy places the organism in Eukaryota, Metazoa, Chordata, Aves, Procellariiformes, Procellariidae. Gene Ontology annotation, molecular function: semaphorin receptor binding; chemorepellent activity. Gene Ontology annotation, biological process: negative chemotaxis; positive regulation of cell migration; negative regulation of axon extension involved in axon guidance.